UUGAUGAUAUUACAGCAUUAUGGCAUUAUGGCAUUGCAGCAUUGCAUCUUUAUGGAAGUGGUGAUAAUAGUGAAAGACUAGUUAUUAGAGAGGCUAGUAUCUGGAAGAGAUUGUUGAGAAAAUUGGUUAAAGAA
Racocetra fulgida is the source of this 134-nucleotide messenger RNA. The record is from the annotation of a GenBank genome assembly. NCBI's taxonomy places the organism in Eukaryota, Fungi, Glomeromycota, Glomeromycetes, Diversisporales, Gigasporaceae.